AUGAAUCACGGCCGUCGGGCUGACCUUUAUGCCGAGAAUCGGGGGCCGGGGAUCACUGACGCUGGGCCCACUUUCCUGGAAAUCAGUGGGCGGGUGAAGAAAGAAAGCACAGCGGCAAGAGAAGCAUUCUUUCUCGACUUCGCAGAAGCCAUCCGAAAGGAGUUCCCAGAUCUACCUCUGCUCGUCAUGGGUGGAUUCCGUAGCCGAAAGCUGAUCGAAGGCGCUCUGCUAAGCAAAGCCCUGGAUAUGGUCGGACUGUCGCAACCAGCAGUGUUCGAUGCUUCUGCUCCCUCGAGCACGCUACUGAAUAUGAGCAAAGGGGAUGAUGAGGCACGAGCCAUUGCUAUUUCUAUUCCGACCCUUUGGUUAUUGCAGAAGGUUGGCAACUAUAUUAUUGGAGCUGGCUAUGAAACGGUUUGUCGCCUGGUUCCUCAUGUAGUCGAAACUGACCAAAGAAUUUAG
This is a messenger RNA of Fusarium fujikuroi IMI 58289, 462 nucleotides long. Its product is annotated as related to NADH oxidase. The coding region runs from base 1 to 462 and encodes 153 amino acids. Lineage: Eukaryota; Fungi; Ascomycota; Sordariomycetes; Hypocreales; Nectriaceae. The record is from RefSeq and is a predicted model, not a curated record. The transcript is spliced from 2 exons.